UAUUACGUCACUUCAAGGUUGACGUGGGUUUUCAAUCCGUUUUGUCAGCAGAACAGCUAACGUUAGCAGUUUACAUUUUAAUAUUCACACUAUUAUAAACUUGCCGCGCAUGAUGGCAGCCGACUGGGAAGAAAUCAGACGCCUUGCAGCAGAUUUUCAAAGAGCGCAGUUUGCUGACACUGUUCAGAGAUUGUCUGAGCGCAACUGCAUUGAGAUUGUCGCCAAGCUUGUGGCCGACAAACAGCUGGAUGUGGUGCACACGCUGGACGGGAAGGAGUACAUCACCCCGGCUCAGAUCAGCAGGGAGAUCCGGGACGAGCUGUAUGUCCAAGGAGGUCGGGUGAACAUUGUGGACCUACAGCAGAUCAUCAAUGUGGAUUUGGUCCAUGUGGAGAGCAGAGCCAGUGACUUAGCAAAGUCAGAUAAACAUGUCCAGUUGGUGCUGGGGCAACUCAUUGACGAAAACUAUCUGGAUCAGCUUGCAGAGGAGGUAAAUGACAAAUUGCAAGAAGCUGGGCAGAUCAGCAUUGCAGAGCUGUGCAAAGCCUAUGAUCUCCCAGGGGAUUUUCUGACUGAGGUGCUGUCCCAGCGUCUGGGCCGGAUCAUCCACGGCCAGAUGGACCAGUACAACAAGGGCGUGAUUUUCACACAGGCCUUCCUGGCACGUCACAAAGCCCGGAUUCGCGGCCUUUUCAGCGCUCUGACCCGGCCAACUCCAGUCAGUAAUCUGAUAGGCCUCUAUGGGUUUCAGGAACAUCUUUUGUAUUCGGUUUUGGAAGAUCUCGUGAGCAGUGGGCGUCUUAAGGGUGCAGUGGUUGGUGGGAGGCAGGACAAAGCUGUCUACAUCCCUGAUAUCUACUCCAAAACCCAGAGCACAUGGGUCGACUCCUUCCUCAAGCAGAACGGAUAUUUAGAGUUCGAUGCCUUGAUCAGGCUCGGGAUCCCUGACCCCACAAGCUACAUCAAGAAGCGAUUCAAGUCGAGCAAGCUCCUGUUCCUGAAAGCCGUCUGCGUGGGCCAGGGGAUCGUCGACCAGGUGGAGGCCUCGGUGGAAGAGGCGGUGAACUCGGGCACGUGGACGGACGUGCAGCCACUGCUGCCCAGCUGUCUGUCCCAGGAGGACAUUGGGAUUUUGGUGAACCAGGUCAUGAGAACCACCAACGUGCAGUCGUCUGCCAGGCUGCUGUGCGGCACUGUGGUCGUCAGCGAGAAGUUCAUCAGCAACUGCAUCUCUCUGUUCGAUGAGGCCAUGCAGCAGAGGGCUCUGAAGGAAGUGAAGAAUAACCCUGUGUUUCUGAUAACCGAAGAAGACCUGAAACAAGCCUCUGCAAUGACAGAAAAUACAGCCCCCUCCAAAAAGGAAAAGAGAGAGGAACAGAGGAGGAAAAAGGCCACAGAGGGCAGUGGGAGUGUGAAGGGUGGAGGAGGCGGCAAUGCUAGAGAGAUCCGGAUUCGGAAAACCAAGAAGAAGGGGAGAAAGGAGGAGGACAGCGACGAGGAGAUGGGAGUCACCCCACAGAACCGAAACAAACAAACGGAAGUUCCGUUCAUGUCCCUGGAGGAGUUGGUGUCUGUUUUGGAGAAGCAUGUGGUUGACUGCCCCGAGGAGAUGGUCUCUGAGCUCGCCGAGCAGCUCAUAAGGCCUCUGACCAAAAUGUACCAGGAUGUUGUACGGACAGUCUUCAUGUCCACCACCAGCAGCAACUCUGGCUCCAACAGAAAGCAAAGUGUCAAGGAUCUGCAGGAGGAGAUCAACAACCUGUACCACAACAUCAAGCUUUUUGAAAAAGGGACAAAGUUCUUUUCAGAUGAAACUCAAGCAAACAUUGCCAAGCAUGUUUUGAAGACGGUGUGCACGGAUGUCACCAACAUCCUUGUGAACUUCAUGGCGGCAGAAUUCAUGAUGGCUGCAGAGAGUCCCAGCUCCAUCAACAAUGAGGUCAGGGUGAAGAUUAUAGGCAAGCUUCAAGAAGAAACAAAAGCACCUCUGAUGAAGCUUCACAAUACUCUCAACGGAAAGGUCAUUGAAGAUUUUAUUACUAAUUUAGAAUCUGCUGCAGAGGUUUGCGGGUUCAUGCUUAAGAAAGGAGACAAGAAGAGAGAGAGGCAGGCCCUGUUCCAGCACCGGCAGGCUCUGACAGAGCAGCUGAAGGUGACGGAGGACCCCGCCCUGGUGCUGCACCUGACCAGCGUGCUGCUGUUCCAACAGAGCACACACUGUAUGCUGCACGCUCCCGGCCGCUGCGUCCCGCAGAUCAUCGGCAUGCUGGUGGGCAGGGUGUCUGAGGAUCAGCACAAGCUCCUGGUGCGCUACCAGGCUCUGGUGGUGAAGCAGCUCGUAGGACAGAGCAAGAAGGGGUCUCAGGGGCAGGAGGAGGCCGAAAGCCCGGCGGAGGUAGACGAGGCGGUGAGAAAGGAACUGCAGUCCCUGACCAACGAGGUGAAGGAGCUCGCCCUGUCACCCAAGAAGACGUCUAUGACCGAAGAGUGAACUGUUCGGGCGUGAUAAACGAUGACAGGUUUACACAGUGCCAGUGUUAGACUGAAGGGAAUGGCAACAGACCCCUCUUUUUGGGCAGACAUUUUCACGUCAUUAUUGUGUCACAUAUCAGAUGCUUGAAUCAUAAGUACGUUAGAAGGCAGUUACCAUGAAAAUGAACUGGAUUAACAAGGUCAACAUUUCCAAAAUGUCCUAAAAUAACAUUGUUAGCAAUGUAAAUGUAGUUUUUCCUGCUGUAAAGAAUAUUUAGAUCAUCAUGACCAACCUUUGAAUUAUACCGAAUAAUUCUGAAUAAUCUUAAAUGUGUGUGCAGUCAACAUUUAAUUUAUCCAUGUUUCAUGGUAACUCUUCCUUUCUAUGUGUGUCUGUCUGUCAGACCGUCUAUGUAUACACACACAGUAAUUUCAAACAGUUGUAGUGCCAUUACAUUGCAUAGAUAUCACCAGAUUACUGCACAUGUGGGACUUUGAGGAUCUGGCAUCUUUUUGUGAUCUACUCAGAGUUCAGAUUAAUAAAACACUUUAUUUUCUGACUCUUGUUCUGUCAACCUCAUUCCUUCUGACGGUCCUGUCUCUGAGCAAUCUCUCUGACCUGAGCAAAUCUUUUGAAAAACGGCAUUUAACUCAUAAUAG
Molecule: messenger RNA, 3132 nt
Organism: Megalops cyprinoides (Indo-Pacific tarpon)
Lineage: Eukaryota; Metazoa; Chordata; Actinopteri; Elopiformes; Megalopidae
Gene: ufl1
Product: UFM1-specific ligase 1
Exons: 19
Coding region: 110-2491 (793 amino acids)
Biological process (GO): protein K69-linked ufmylation; response to endoplasmic reticulum stress; regulation of proteasomal ubiquitin-dependent protein catabolic process
Cellular component (GO): endoplasmic reticulum membrane
Molecular function (GO): UFM1 ligase activity
Source: RefSeq, a predicted model, not a curated record